Messenger RNA from Hypanus sabinus (Atlantic stingray), 1032 nucleotides. RefSeq names its product butyrophilin subfamily 1 member A1-like. The coding region runs from base 1 to 990 and encodes 329 amino acids. The record is from RefSeq and is a predicted model, not a curated record. The transcript has 6 exons. NCBI's taxonomy places the organism in Eukaryota, Metazoa, Chordata, Chondrichthyes, Myliobatiformes, Dasyatidae. Gene Ontology annotation, molecular function: protein binding.
AUGAACCCAGCAGACACGGAUCCCGUACAGCAGGCCCUCGCCGGUCAGGGCUGCCUACUGGGUGCCCACGACCAACUGCUCAGGGAGGACACGGAAAACCUUCGGAUGCUGUCCACGAAUGUGUGGAAGCUCAUGAUCUGUCGGGUUUUGGUGGAGAGCAUGGUCGACGCGCCGCUUUACAGCCCCAGUGAUCAGAGUUGCAUUUCUGCUCCUGCCUGUACGGAGUUGGUACGUUCUCCCUGUGAACCUGUGGGUUUCCUCCAGGCUCCGGAUUCCUCCCACGUUGCAAAACGAGACGGGGACUGGGCCUUUUCAGACGAGUUCUUCCCUAAAGUCAACAUCUGGCUAGUGUUGUUCUGGGUGCUGGCUGUCCUUGUGGUUCCAGCUGCUGUUUUUGAUGUAAUGAUGCACAGAAAGGAAGAUAAAAUGAUCAAAGAACUCCAGCUGCUUUGCACUUUGGAGGGUCACGAUGACGUGGACAUAGAUUACGUCUCUGUCACCCUGGAUGUAGAAACGGCAGUUCCGGAUCUCGAGGUGUCUGAGGAUCGGAAGAGUGUGAGACGGACCGGGACCCGGAGGAAUCUCCCUGACACCGGGAAGAGGUUCACAUACUGGCCUUGUGUGCUGGGAUCGGAGGGAUUCACAUCGGGGAGACAUUACUGGGAGGUGGAGGUAUUAAUGAAUGAGGACUGGAGAGUGGGAGUUGCUGAAGAAUCUGUGGUGAGAGACGGGUGGGUCUCAGUCUUACUCUCGAAUGGAUUCUGGACCAUUGGACGAGAUGGUGAUCUGCUUUAUGCUGUUAAUUGCCCUCCAUCCCAUCUCACUGCCAGUCCGAUCCCUGGUAGGAUUGGAAUUUAUCUUAAUUACGAGUCUGUUCAGUGUCAUUUCACAUUGUUGAAACCAAGUCCUAUCUUCACUCCUUCACUGGGAAUAAGUUCACAGGGGAACUUCAUCCUUUCUUCUGGACUGGGGAUGGAAACCAGUGGCUGAGAAUCUGCUCCAGUUCCACUCUGGAUUUACAUAAAGGCCAGG